AACCCGGAAGCAACAUGGCGGUCUCGCCAGAGCAGCAAAUUUCGACCAGUCAUUUUGUUAGAGAGAUUGAGAAAAAUAAUGGCUCUGUUCUGAAGAUAUAUCAGUACAGCACAGGCGACGUUGGCUGCGUGGUUUGGGAUGCGGCUAUUGUGCUUUCAAAAUACCUCGAAACAGAACAGUUUUGUCAUUUCCGCUCCGGUGUCAGUACAUGGUCCUCUAAACACAUGCUCGAGCUUGGCGCGGGGACAGGAGUGGUAGGUCUCAUGGCCGCCUCUCUGGGAGCCAAUGUCAUAGUGACAGAUCUGGAGGAUCUCCAACCUCUCCUUGAACUAAACAUCCGGGAAAACCAAGGGCUCUUCGGUACAGGCUCAGUCACAGCCAAGGUACUGAAAUGGGGUGAAAAUGUGACAGAGUUUUUGCCACAUCCAGAUUACAUUCUAAUGGCUGACUGCAUCUAUUAUGAACAGUCUGUGGUGCCUCUGGUGGAGACGUUGAAGCUCCUGGCUGGACCUGAGACUUGCGUCAUCUGCUGCUAUGAGCAGCGCACUAUGGGAGUGAAUCCUGAAGUGGAGAAGAGAUUUUUUGAGUUGCUGUUGCAAGACUUUGAGGCUGAGAAGGUGCCGGCUGAAAGACAAGACCCUGAGUUUAAUAGUCCCGACAUCCACAUUCUCCAUCUACGGCGCAGACAUGGCUGAAUGGCUUUCAACUUGUCAGCCAUUUAUGUAUAUUGUUCCACAAUUGAACAUCACUACCAUGAGUUAUCACUCAGAAAAACACCAUAGGUGUAUUUGCUCAGUAAAAAUGGCAGAUAAGCCAAUCAGCAUAUGAUUCUGUAAGUAUUGCAUAUGCGUUUUAAACUAUACUAUAUUAACUGACCCCCGGGAAGCCCAAGCUGUCGUGACUUGAUUUUCCUGUUUGAAAGAUGAGGCAGUGAGGUAACUGGAAAAUGUUUUGUUCACUGUAUAUUGUAUACUGUAUAAACAUAUUGUAUAUGUUUGAUUUAGCUAACAUUAGACAAGGAAAUACUGUAGGUAACAUUACUUAACAUAAAUGAAAACAUUUGUCUGACAAUGAUCAAAAAUGACACAAUAAGUCUGAAAACGUUGACCAAAAAUUUAGGCCUACAGUUAAGCAUCAAAUCCAACACUUUACAAACAUUAUUAAUAGCAAUGAUGAUUACGCAUUUGUCUUCUUUGGGGUUGUUAUUGAGGGGCAGGUAGGGUGUAAAUCACAAGUUUAUGAUUGUGUUCUGCAUUUUUAGUGCAGUAGCUUUAAGUUUCAUCUACUUAAGAAUAAAUGUCAUACCUCCUAAGAUAGUAUUUAAGGCAUGCAAGCUUGUUUGGUCAUAUUGGAUUGUAAAUAAAAACAGACUUUUCAGGCACUGGA
Molecule: messenger RNA, 1386 nt
Organism: Ictalurus punctatus (channel catfish)
Lineage: Eukaryota; Metazoa; Chordata; Actinopteri; Siluriformes; Ictaluridae
Gene: vcpkmt
Product: valosin containing protein lysine (K) methyltransferase
Exons: 5
Coding region: 15-695 (226 amino acids)
Biological process (GO): peptidyl-lysine methylation
Cellular component (GO): cytoplasm; cytosol
Molecular function (GO): protein-lysine N-methyltransferase activity
Source: RefSeq, a predicted model, not a curated record